This is a messenger RNA of Puma concolor (puma), 751 nucleotides long. The record is from RefSeq and is a predicted model, not a curated record. Lineage: Eukaryota; Metazoa; Chordata; Mammalia; Carnivora; Felidae.
AUGGAGAGCCUUGGAAGUCAGAAGACCAAGAAGUUUAGCUGUAAUCUGCACGUUCCCUGUCUCAAGAUUCUCCUCAGCAAAGGCCUGGGUCUGGGCAUUGUGGCUGGGUCUCUGCUGGUAAAACUGCCCCAGGUGUUCAAAAUUCUGAGAGCCAAGAGUGCCGAAGGGUUGAGCCUUCAGUCCGUGAUGUUAGAACUGGUGGCGUUGACAGGCACCAUGGUCUACAGCAUCACCAACAACUUCCCCUUCAGCUCUUGGGGUGAAGCCCUGUUCCUGAUGCUCCAGACAGCCACCAUCUGCUUCCUGGUCCUGCACUACAGAGGACAGACUGCGAAAGGUGUCACUUUCCUAGUGUGCUAUGCACUGGUCCUGCUGGUCCUGCUGUCACCACUGACGCCCCUGUCCGUGGUCACCCUGCUCCAGGCCUCCAACGUGCCUGCUGUAGUAGGGGGGAGGCUGCUCCAGGCAGCCACUAACUACCGGAACGGGCACACAGGCCAGCUCUCCGCUGUCACGGUCUUUCUGCUCUUUGGGGGCUCCUUGGCCAGAAUCUUCACCUCCGUUCAGGAGACCGGAGACCCCCUCAUGGCUGGAACCUUCGUGGUCUCUUCCCUCUGCAACGGCCUCAUUGCUUCCCAGCUCAUCUAUUACUGGAACGUCAAGGCCCCCAUCAAGAAGAAAAAGCAGUAGGGAUGAGCCGGCUACUGGAGUCCGCUCCACGUUUCCAUCCACCCACCAACCCUCAGGGUCG